UCUCCUCCAUCAUCCACACCCAUCGCCACUUCUUCAUCGUCGUAUUCACUAGUUCGUCAUUGGCAACUUCUUCUUUUCAAAAAGGAGAACGAAAAUGAGUUUCAGGAUUUGAUUGAUCGUCAUCAUGGGUCGAAAGAAGACGAGGGCUAAACUACAUGUCAUCAUUAGGAGUGGCGACGGCGACGAGGAUGAAGACAAGGUGGUACCGGGGAAGUUGUUGCAGUGCCCAAUCUUGUGGAGAACUGCAAGGAUUAGGAAUUUGGAAAUUUGGCUGAAGUUUUCGAGGCUGAGAUGGAGGAAGCGAGCGAUAUGGAGAUUGAGAGUUUUAAGGAGGAUUUUGAAGAGGUGGCUAGAUGGAAAUGGAUGUCAAAGUGAAACAAGAUGUAAUCGAGGAGGAUGGAAACAAUGAGAACACUAAAGUUAAUGUGAAUUUCAAUAAUGAAAAUGUGAAUUUGGGUUCUUAAUGUACUUUGGAAAAAAGUAUGAGUUUCAACAAUAAGGAUGCCAUUGAAGUUAAGAGCUCGAAUCUCAAUGGAGGAUUGUAUGCAGAGGAAAAGAAUAUGGAGGUUAGUGCCAUAGAUAAAUCAAAUAUGGGUUCAAGU
Molecule: messenger RNA, 602 nt
Organism: Rubroshorea leprosula
Lineage: Eukaryota; Viridiplantae; Streptophyta; Magnoliopsida; Malvales; Dipterocarpaceae
Source: the annotation of a GenBank genome assembly